UAUGUAUUUUGUUGAGCAUGGAAACUUAUAGCAAGUUGUGUGUAUAUUGUGUGUAUAUAUAGUGCUAACUUAGAGCCUAAUAAACACACACAAAAAAAUGGAAGAGAAACAAAGAGAGUUGACAUGGGAAGAGGAAGAGGAAGGGGCCACGGCGGAGAUGUGGAAAUAUGUGUUCGGGUUUACUGAAAUCGCGGUGGUAAGGUGUGCCAUUGACCUCGGAAUAGCUGAAGCAAUUGAAAACCAUGGAAGCCCCAUGACACUCUUAGAGCUCUCAACUGCUCUAAGUUGUGAUCCUUCUCACCUUUACCGAAUCAUGAGGGUACUAGUCCACCGCAAAAUAUUCAAAGAAAAACCCACCCAAUCAGGCUCCAAUGGUUAUGCACAAACACCUUUGUCUCGCCGGCUACUAAAAUCGGCAGAAAAUAGCAUGGUGGAUUUGCUCUUGAUGGGUAGUAAUCCGGUAAUGAUGGCACCAUAUCUACGCCUGAGUACCCAAGUUCAAAGAAACACUAGCGAUGCAGUGUUUGAUGAAGUACAUGGCAGUGACCUAUGGAACUACGGUGCGGAAAACCCUGAUCACGGCAAGGCUUUCAAUGAUUCAAUGGCCUGUGAUGCAAGGUUAGCUGUGCCUGCAGCGCUUGAAAGUUGUCCAGAGGCGUUCAAAGGGAUUGAGACAAUAGUAGAUGCUGGUGGGGGUAAUGGGACCACGACGCGCUUGUUGGUUAAGGCCUGUCCUUGGAUUACUAAAGGCAUUAUCUUUGAUCUUCCUCAUGUUGUGUCUACUAUUCCAGAGUGCGAUCGCAUUGAGAAAGUUGGAGGUGACUUUUUCAAAUGUAUUCCAAAGGCUGAUGCUGUAGUUAUGAUGUGGAUUCUUCAUGACUGGACUGACGAGGAGUGCAUCCGUAUCCUUAAGAACUGCCGUGAAGCUAUUCCUAAUGACAAAGGGAAGGUGAUAAUCAUAGAUGCUGUAGUUGAAGACAAUGAGAAAGAUUACAGCAAGCUAACACGAGUGAAAUUGAUGCUAGACAUUGCGAUGAUGAACGGUACCAAAGGCAAAGAAAGGACUGCCAAGGAAUGGGAGUAUGUUAUCAGGGAGGCUGGUUUUAGUCGGCACACUAUAACACCUACUCGCACUGUCCAAUCCGUUAUUCAAGUAUUUCCUUAAAUUUGGAGAAUAAAAUGUUAAGGAUGUGGAUUUGUAUUCAUAAAUAAGUGUUCCUUUCUAUUUUCCA
Pyrus x bretschneideri (Chinese white pear) is the source of this 1232-nucleotide messenger RNA. RefSeq names its product acetylserotonin O-methyltransferase-like. The record is from RefSeq and is a predicted model, not a curated record. Gene Ontology annotation, molecular function: S-adenosylmethionine-dependent methyltransferase activity; protein dimerization activity; O-methyltransferase activity. The transcript is spliced from 2 exons. Bases 98 to 1165 code for a protein of 355 amino acids. NCBI's taxonomy places the organism in Eukaryota, Viridiplantae, Streptophyta, Magnoliopsida, Rosales, Rosaceae. Gene Ontology annotation, biological process: methylation.